GAUCUGGAAGACUCCCACUACUCCUCCUCAUAACUGGUGUAGGCGUUUAACCCUAAAUUGUGCAUUAUGGCAGACAAAUUAACAAGAAUUGCUAUUGUCAACCAUGACAAAUGUAAGCCAAAGAAAUGCCGUCAAGAAUGCAAGAAGAGUUGUCCUGUGGUUCGAAUGGGAAAACUUUGCAUAGAAGUCACAUCACAGUCCAAAAUAGCAUGGAUCUCGGAAACACUCUGUAUUGGUUGCGGUAUUUGCAUCAAGAAAUGUCCUUUUGGAGCCUUGUCCAUUGUUAACUUACCUAGCAACCUGGAGAAAGAAACAACGCAUAGAUAUUGUGCCAAUGCCUUCAAACUUCAUAGGUUGCCUAUCCCUCGCCCAGGUGAAGUACUGGGAUUGGUUGGAACAAAUGGUAUUGGAAAAUCGACUGCCUUGAAAAUUCUAGCAGGAAAACAGAAGCCAAAUCUUGGAAAAUAUGAUGAUCCACCUGACUGGCAAGAAAUUUUGACUUAUUUCCGAGGAUCUGAAUUACAAAAUUAUUUUACCAAGAUCCUGGAAGAUGACCUGAAAGCUAUCAUUAAACCUCAGUACGUGGACCAGAUCCCUAAAGCUGCAAAGGGAACAGUGGGAUCAAUUCUGGAUAGGAAAGAUGAAACUAAGACACAAACUGUUGUAUGUCAGCAGCUCGACCUAACACAUCUGAAAGAAAGAAAUGUUGAGGACCUUUCAGGAGGAGAACUUCAGAGAUUUGCUUGUGCAGUUGUUUGCAUUCAGAAGGCCGAUAUCUUCAUGUUUGAUGAACCUUCUAGCUACCUAGAUGUCAAGCAGCGCUUGAAGGCUGCCAUUACUAUUCGAUCCCUAAUAAACCCUGACAGGUACAUUAUUGUCGUAGAGCAUGAUCUAAGUGUGUUAGAUUAUCUCUCUGACUUCAUCUGCUGCCUGUAUGGUGUGCCAAGUGCUUACGGUGUUGUUACUAUGCCUUUCAGCGUAAGAGAAGGCAUAAACAUUUUCUUAGAUGGCUACGUUCCAACAGAAAAUCUGAGGUUUCGAGAUGCAUCUCUGGUAUUUAAAGUGGCCGAGACAGCUAAUGAAGAAGAGGUUAAAAAGAUGUGUAUGUAUAAAUAUCCAGGAAUGAAAAAAAAGAUGGGAGAAUUUGAACUAUCCAUAGUCGCUGGAGAAUUCACCGAUUCUGAAAUUAUGGUGAUGUUAGGGGAAAACGGAACUGGCAAGACUACAUUUAUCCGAAUGCUUGCAGGAAGACUUACACCUGAUGAAGGAGGUGAGGUCCCAGUUCUAAACGUCAGCUACAAACCACAGAAGAUCAGUCCUAAAUCUACAGGAAGUGUCCGUCAGCUACUGCAUGAGAAGAUCAGAGACGCCUAUACACAUCCCCAGUUUGUAACUGAUGUCAUGAAACCUCUUCAAAUAGAAAAUAUCAUUGACCAGGAGGUUCAAACGUUGUCUGGUGGUGAGUUGCAGCGUGUUGCACUAGCUCUUUGUCUUGGUAAACCUGCAGAUGUCUACCUAAUUGAUGAACCGUCAGCAUAUUUGGACUCUGAACAACGUCUAAUGGCUGCUAGAGUCAUUAAACGUUUCAUUCUUCAUGCUAAAAAAACAGCUUUUGUGGUAGAACAUGAUUUUAUCAUGGCUACAUAUCUCGCCGAUCGUGUGAUUGUUUUCGAUGGUAUUCCUUCCAAGAACACACUUGCAAACAGUCCACAGACCCUUUUGGCUGGAAUGAAUAAGUUUUUAUCUCAACUUGAAAUCACAUUUAGAAGAGACCCCAACAAUUACAGACCAAGAAUAAACAAACUCAAUUCAAUCAAGGAUGUGGAACAAAAGAAGAGUGGAAACUACUUUUUCUUGGAUGACUAAAUAUUGAAUCUGAGCAUCUUUUGUAACUGGCAUAUAGAAAUGCAUAUUGGAAUCUAAACAUUUGUGGAGGAGAAGGCUCAAAAUCAGGUUUUAGAACACUUCAUCUUUUGGAGCUUAAACUCUUGCUGCGUGUAACAUCUGAGACCAGUAGCGGUGUAAAUCCUACCUAGUCGGAGUAAAACUGCCACUUUCUAUAUUUUGGUGACACAGUCCUGUUUUCAGUGUAAUAAUUUCAAAAUCGACCACCUUGAAGUUGUGCAAA
This is a messenger RNA of Pterocles gutturalis (yellow-throated sandgrouse), 2128 nucleotides long. It is a transcript of the gene ABCE1, whose product is annotated as ATP-binding cassette, sub-family E (OABP), member 1. The transcript has 17 exons. Gene Ontology annotation, biological process: translational initiation; ribosomal subunit export from nucleus; translational termination. Gene Ontology annotation, molecular function: iron ion binding; ATP binding; ribosomal small subunit binding. NCBI's taxonomy places the organism in Eukaryota, Metazoa, Chordata, Aves, Pterocliformes, Pteroclidae. The coding region runs from base 67 to 1866 and encodes 599 amino acids. The record is from RefSeq and is a predicted model, not a curated record.